Messenger RNA from Cylicostephanus goldi, 384 nucleotides. The record is from the annotation of a GenBank genome assembly. NCBI's taxonomy places the organism in Eukaryota, Metazoa, Nematoda, Chromadorea, Rhabditida, Strongylidae.
AUCCUUGAAGGUGGACCUAAUGGUAGGCCUGUAAAAUAUGCAACAAUUGGUCAGCAGGUUUACCAUCAAUGGAUUUGUGAAAGCGAAACAAUCGAUACUUUUUGCAUGUUAGUUCACAGCUGCACAGUGGAUGACGGAAAAGGAGAUGAGGUCGUGCCUAUUCUUGAUGCGAAUGGCUGCGCAUUGGAUCGAUAUGUAUUGAACAACAUCGAAUAUCCUGAAGAUUUGGCGGCAGGGCAGGUAAAAAAAGCAGCGGAACAAAACACUUCAUCGUCAAACAAUCAUACAUUAAGCAACUUUUGUCGUCAACAGAAAAUUACAAGUGUCAAAAUCAUGACUUAUAUUUGUAAUGUGGUUCGAGCACAGAUCAUGGAGAACGAUUGA